AUGAGGAUAGCUUUAAUUCUAGUGACUCUCGUGUUCGAGAUAAAUUUAUACUUUACAGAAAGCAAAGCAAUGCAGCAGCAGCAGCAGCAGCAGCAACAGCAACAGCAACAACAGAAGAAGACAAAUGGUGAUAAUGCUCUUGUCUCGGCAAAUGAGAAUAAUAAACCCGCUGAACAAGUAGUUGGAGCUCGAGCACGUGAAAUAGUCGCACAGAAAGGUGGAACUGCAACAUUACCGUGUAAAUUUAGUGAACCUGGAGCGGGAAUUGUGACGUGGGUAAGAAGGAGAGAUAGACAAUUGCUGACUGUAGGAACGGCAACACAUUCUGUGGAUACCAGAUUUAUGAUUAGAGUAUCCAGCGCUGACUGGGCACUUGUUAUUCGUCAUGUAACACUCGAUGAUGCGGGUCUUUACGAGUGUCAGAUUGCAACGUAUCCAGUAGAGCAACACUUUGUACGUCUGGCAGUAACAGAAGCCUACUCGGUGAUCCCGGGCGGUCCGGAUCUCCAUGUUAAACAGGGCUCGAGUUUGAAACUAGAGUGCCAGCUGAUGGCAGCCACCGAGCCACCCAAUUUCGUAUUUUGGUAUCUGCAAGGCCGAAUGAUUAAUUACGAUGCGGAUCCUUUGGUUAAAGUUGAGCUAACUGAGAAUGGAUCUAUUCUCAAGGUUGAUAAAAUAAAAACGACUCACGGUGGAAAUUAUACCUGUUUACCCAGCAAUGCUGAAGCAUCUUCCGUAAAUAUUCACGUUAUAGAAGAAGAAGAAAAACCAGCUGCCAUGCACGGUGGUGACAGACGGAACCCGAGCCCAGUGAUACUUGCAAGUAACUUUCUGGCUUCGUUGUUGGCCACCGUCAGCUGGAGGAUACCAACAUUCUCCAGUCUCUAUCCAACGUGA
Messenger RNA from Cotesia congregata, 897 nucleotides. NCBI's taxonomy places the organism in Eukaryota, Metazoa, Arthropoda, Insecta, Hymenoptera, Braconidae. The record is from the annotation of a GenBank genome assembly.